AGUAGGGAGUCUCUUGCACAGAGCUAGAAAACUUUCAAAUCUUCAAGAAUCCCAUUAACAGGACUGUUCACACAUACAUGUUCAACUGUAUAUGGAUCUGAUGAUUCAAUGGGGAUUUAAUCUAAAUUUCAGAUUGUUUAUUUUGAUUUAAAAUGAACUCAUGUGUUUAUUGAGUCUCUUGCUCAGUAACUUUUUAAAAUGAAAUCAAUAUUUAUCAAGAAAACUCUAUGCAAAGUUUGCACAUUGUGGAUGGCAAUUCUCACCUUGUGGACAGCAUGGAAUACACAAGGAAAAACUACAAGUAUUGAUCAAAAUAAAGUGACACACACAAAAUCUGAAGGAAAUACUUUGAACUUGGUAGAAAAACAAAAUAUAAUCGAUAGGAUGCAUGUUGAUGAACAAGAAAACCAAAAUAUAUAUAUAAAUGCCGAAAACAUAAGUUAUGAAGUUUUUGAAUUGGAAAAAACAAUGUAUACAGUUGGAUUUGAUCAGCUGAACUCUUGCGAUAAAACCAAACCAGAAACCUUUUUGAACUGUAAACCAGAUCCACCAUUAUUUAAACAAACUGGGAAAUGUCUAGUGGCAAAAGACUGUGUCACUGUAGUAUGUAAGACACGCUUCAGACUUGAUAUGGUGCAAGGUAUGAUUGAAUCACUAUGGAAAUGCUACCCAGGUGUACAAGUCAUAAUCACAGAUGACAACAACGAUAACAUACCUAAAACGUGGCAGGAUUUUCUCGAAAACCACACUGAGCUAGUUGCAUAUUUCCAACUGGGAGACCAAGCAGGUAUUAGCUGGGGCAGGAAAUUCGCAGCGAAUUUAGUCUCAACGAAAUAUUUCUUUCAAAUUGAUGAUGAUUUAGUGUUUGAAAAAAGUUCAAAUUUGAUGAAACUUGUGAACAUUUUAGAAAAUUCUGACGUUGACAUAGUGGCUGGACAAUAUGGGAACAGUAACAUGAUUGGUUGCAUGACAGUUGCCUGGGAGACUAAUAACAGCAAAUCAUUACUUCAUUACUACAAAGCUGUCUAUGGAAUUCUGGUUAACUACCCCCAUUGUUACAUGCUGGACAUAGUCCAAAAUGUGUACCUUGCUCGUACUGCCGAACUUAUGAAAGCAGAUCCAUGGGAUUCAAAAUUUAAAAUGUACGAGCAUACAGACUUUUUCUUAGCAGUCAAACAAAACAGACUUAAAACUGCCAUUUGUUUAGAUGUUGAGUUAACAGAAAUUAGUGCUUCAAUUAAUAGCUUAAGAACAUCUAGGACAAGUCAGAAAGCCCUUUAUAUGCCACUUACACUGAGGAAAUGGGGGUUAGAAGCCUGGUAUAGACACUGUAACCCACUACAAUACCCUAUUGAAAACACAACCAAUAUUAAAUAUCAAUCAAAAGUGAUGGUCAAUGGAACAAGAGAUUUUAAGGGACAUACUCAGAGAUUUUACUAACCAAUACCUAAUUUCAUCAUUUUGAAGGAAAACAUUUGUGUUGGUGGAAAUUACUGUAACACGUUUAUGUUUUGAUGUGGUGAGGAUGUUGGAGAGAGAAAUAAAUUAUUUGACAAAGAAUUUUGCUUCCAUGCUUCGCCAAGACAUUUUUCUUUGUUUCGCAAGAAAGUAAAUGUCAUAUGCUACCCUACUGUAAAAAUCAGACUUAUUGUCUCCCACCCCAAAAAUGUAAUUGAACAUAAUAUAC
Owenia fusiformis is the source of this 1687-nucleotide messenger RNA. NCBI's taxonomy places the organism in Eukaryota, Metazoa, Annelida, Polychaeta, Sabellida, Oweniidae. The record is from the annotation of a GenBank genome assembly.